Molecule: messenger RNA, 1718 nt
Organism: Egretta garzetta (little egret)
Lineage: Eukaryota; Metazoa; Chordata; Aves; Pelecaniformes; Ardeidae
Gene: YDJC
Product: YdjC chitooligosaccharide deacetylase homolog
Exons: 6
Coding region: 351-1331 (326 amino acids)
Biological process (GO): carbohydrate metabolic process
Molecular function (GO): deacetylase activity
Source: RefSeq, a predicted model, not a curated record
CCUCAGUUGAUUGAAUCAGCCCGCGAAGUCCCUGAUCUUUUGCACGCUCCUCACCCACAGCAAUACAAAGUGCAGACAGGCCUUUGCUCCCACAAAGAAGGGAAGGCUCUGGUGCUCUUACUGCAGGAGCAGGCAGGUGUGGUGUGAGCCAGGCGGCCACACGCAAAUCCGGCUACCGGGCAAGCUGCGAGACAGCGUCCGGCUGAGGUGGAGCAGGAGGAGUUAGUCAGGAGCUGAGUCACGUCUGGGUUCGCCCUGGUUGAGCCUGUCUUUUCCUGUUUGCCUGUGAUCUGCAGACUGCUGAUUCUUCCGAUUUUCCCUCCUUUUUUUGCUAGGGAUGACCUCUAAGGAUGCUUCAGGUGAAGCUAAUAGUAACUGGAGAUGACUUUGGCUAUUGUCCUCGGAGAAACCAAGGCAUUGUGGACUGUUUCCUGGCUGGUGCAGUAUCUAACGUGUCCCUUCUAGUCAACGGAAGUGCUGCAGCAGAUGCAGCCAAGCUGGCAAGGAGAUAUAACAUCCCAAUAGGCCUGCAUGCCAACCUCUCCGAGGGCUCUCCUGUAUGCGAGGUACUCAAGACAAACUCUUCUCUGCUCAACCAAGAUGGAUUCUUCCAUGGGAAAAUGGGAUUCAGAACAGCUCUAUCAAAAGGUCUCCUGCGUAUGUCAGAGGUGAAGCAGGAGCUGAAGGCUCAGGUGGAGCUGUUCCGUGAGCUGACAGGUCACCUACCUCCUCACAUGGAUGGGCACCAGCACAUCCACGUCCUCCCAGAGGUCAGGCACGUAUUUGCAGAGGUGUUAGAGGAAUAUGGGAUUAAGUACACACGUGUCCCAAUAGAGCCAGGCCUUCAUAACUGUGACUGGAUUCCACCAUCCCUGAUGGAUUUUUAUCUGGGAGUAGAAGAAGAUUCUUUCAACACAGUGGAUGUGUUUACAAGGCAUGGAAUAAGGUGGCCAGACAUUUACAUAGGUUUGAGUACCAUGGGAAAGAACAUGUCUGUCAGUAACAUCUGGAGUGCCAUCGACACUGCCAUCGUGGAGUUCACAUCCAAGGCGCCCUUGCCCACGCACCUGGCGCCACAGAGCAGGACGGUAACGAUUGAACUGAUGGUCCAUCCAGGGUACCCGAGCGUCCCACCCCUCGGCGGCUGUGGGGAAGGACCAGAUGAUUUCUCACAGUCCUGGGAGCGCCUCCACGAACUCCAGACAUUAAUUAAGCCAGAGCUGCAGAGCCAUUACAAAACCAGGAACAUUCAGCUUUGUUCAUUCAAAGAUCUUAACUGCUGCAUACGAGCGCUCACCAGCAACUGUUCCUGCGCUGCCCACUGCCGCUGACGACAACCACGUGGGAUGGCGGCGCACUGACUACGAGCAAGCUUCCACGCAGAGCAGGUCCUUGGUAUCGGUCUGGUUUUAUUCCUGUCAUCAAAGCUUCAACAAGCCCCAGCAAUACUGAUACAUUUAACUGGGUUCUUAACGGUCGCCCUGUCACUCGCCGUCUAACAUCCACAUGGGAAAAAUGUUCUAGAUUGUUUAUGCCCCUUUUCUGCACAAAAGUGAUCUAUUUAAUGUAAUCAUUUCUGGUUAACUCUUUUUUUUAAUAUUAAAAAUGUCGAUAUGAUAAUUGCUCUUUUAAGCAAAAAAAUAAACUCAGGCCUUUUUCUACUGUAAUGCUUUAGGGGGCUUUUGGUUUUAGUUACAGCUGGGGAGCACGCUGACCCC